AUGUCUAAGAUCACAGUCGCCGGAGUGCGCCAGAAUGUCGAGCAGCUGCUCGAGUACUCUCUCGAGCAGAAGAAGCGUAACUUCCUCGAGACCGUCGAGCUUCAGAUCGGUCUGAAGAACUACGACCCCCAGCGUGACAAGCGUUUCUCUGGCACCAUCAAGCUGCCCACCGUCCCCCGUCCCAACAUGUCCAUCUGUGUUCUCGGUGACCAGCACGAUCUCGACCGUGCCAAGCACCACGGCAUCGAUGCCAUGUCCGCUGACGACCUCAAGAAGCUGAACAAGAACAAGAAGCUCAUCAAGAAGCUCGCUCGCAAGUACGACGCUUUCCUUGCUUCCGACACUCUUAUCAAGCAGAUUCCUCGUCUCUUGGGUCCCGGUCUCUCCAAGGCUGGUAAAUUCCCUACCCCCGUCUCCCACAACGAGGAUCUUGCCGCCAAGGUCACCGACGUCAAGUCCACCAUCAAGUUCCAGCUUAAGAAGGUUCUUUGCCUCGGUGUUGCUGUCGGCAACGUCGGCAUGGCCCAGGAGGAGCUUGUCGCCAACAUCAUGUUGGCCAUCAACUACCUCGUCUCUCUGCUCAAGAAGGGCUGGCAGAACGUUGGUUCCCUUGUCAUCAAGGCUACCAUGUCUCCUCCCAAGCGUCUCUACUAG
Messenger RNA from Aspergillus calidoustus, 654 nucleotides. The record is from the annotation of a GenBank genome assembly. Lineage: Eukaryota; Fungi; Ascomycota; Eurotiomycetes; Eurotiales; Aspergillaceae.